GGUUUGCGAACAGCUGCAUGAUGCUCGCAUGGGCCGUGCUGCGCAGCCUGCGAGCAGGUUCUUGGCUGAGCGCACCAAAGAGGUCGGGGCACUGGCACGGGCACAGCGCUGGCAGCUGGCUGUCUUCCUGGCGCUGGUGGAGACGCCGGCGGAGAUCCGAGAUUCACGACUACUCGCAGCGGCACUGGGGGCGCUGGGCAAGGGCUUCAAGUGGCGCGAGGCCCUGGCGCUGUUGCCGAGGCGGCCGGAGGCUUCGAGCAGUAACGCCGUGCUUGGUGCCUGCAAGCGGGCGCGUUGCUGGGCAGUGGCGCUGCGGCUGUGGGAGGCAACUCCAGCCCCAGAUCUUUUCACAUUUAACACGGCGAUCGCGUUAUGCAGCGUGGCGCCGCCAGAGCUGGCAGCAGAUGCCGCUGGCAGCCUGCUCGCCAAUCUGCACGCAUCAGCAUGCCAGCCAGAUGCUGUGACCUUCAACAGCUUAGCCAAGGCCUUCUCGCAUGCCAACCACUGGCGUGCCGCUUCCCACGUCGCUUUCGAGCUCAACCCCGAGGUCUCCUUGCCUGGAGCCACUGCCGCCAGUGCAGCGUGCUGGCGUAACAGCCUACUUGUGCUGCCGGUGCUGCGGCACCAUGGCGGCCGCCCGGACGUCAUGAUGUACAAUGCGAUUUCUGGCAGCUGCUCUUCCAGCACGCAGUGGCGGCUGGCCGUGCAGGUUCUCCACGACCAGUGCCUCUGUGAGCGGAGCCACCCCGACAUUGUGUGCUACAACGUGGCGAUCACUGCCUGCGGGCGCUCCCAGGCUAGCGUCAAGGGUUUGCUGCCGGAACUUCGCGCCCUGCGCCUGGUGCCGAACCGAGUCACCAUGAACUCGCUGCUCAGCGGAUGUGAUGGUGCGGGAGACUGGGAGGAGUCCAUCGAACUCCUCGCGCGCUUUGUGGGAGAAAGCCUGGAGAGCGACGCCGUGACUCUGACAGCCUUACUGGGUGCUUGCUCGCGAGCGGCGCGCUGGCGAGAGGCGGCAGGCUUCUGGCAGAAGAGCAAGGCUGAAGGCGGUCCAAGCGAUGCGCGCGCAGAGAGCGUGGCCGUUCUCGGCGCUGCAAAAGGUUUCCAGUGGAACUCAGCAUUGCUGGGCCUCUCAGAGCGGGGCGCUGCUGUCAGCGACUGGAUGGGUCACUGGGAGCAGGCGCUGGAGCUGUACCGAGGCACCAGCGCGAGCGUGGACUUCUCCAAUACCGUGAUCAGCGCCUGCAGCGCCGCCUGGCGCUUUGCCCUGCGCUUGUUCUACGCAGCGCGGAAGCGGCGCCUCGUGGAUCAGGUCUCGUACGCAGCUGCCAUGAACGCCUGCAGCGCGGCACGGUUGUGGCUUGAGGCACUGUCCUUGCUGCGAGCCAGCCAGCACCUAACAGCCUCUGCUUGGGGAGGCGAUGCCUUGACGAGUUUCAACACAGCCAUGUCGGCGUGCGAAGAGGGUGGCGCCUGGAGGAGCUGUCAGCAGCUGCUCACUGACCUGUUGCAGGCCUCCGUGCGCCCUGACCAGAAGAGUUACAGGUCGCCACUGCGGGCGGCUGGUCAGGCGAGAAGUUGGGAGACCUCCCUUGGGCUGCUGCUUCACAUGGCCCGCAGCCGCACCAAAGACAGCGAUUUCUCGGGCGCGAGCGCGUUCGUGUGGGCGGCCGAGAUUGGGGACCAGCCCAUCAGGAGCGAGGGCGUCUUCGGCUUCGCGAGAUACGUGCAGCCUCGGGUUUCUUCGGAUACUCGGCGCAGAGUCCGGCGUCCGGUGCCAGAUGAUGAUGGCGUGCAUGAGGCGCUGACUGCCAGGGCCUGCCUACAGUUGUCCUCACGCCUUCAGGGCAGUAUUCAAAAGAUUCUUCAGCCAAUGCGAGAUGGUCAGGGCUGGUACGGCUUUUGCUCGGUGUGCAAGCGCCCUGUGGACGUCAAGAUCGCAGAGCCCCAGCUCAUGCACACGGGCGGUGAUGUCCCAGCUGUUGCGCGCGGGCGGUGCGCCUUCCUGGUUUGCUUGUGGGGGAGUUCCAAGGACUAUGUCUUGGGAGCGCUAGUUCUUGGCUUUGCUAUCAAGCGGACAAGGACACGGCAUUCGCUUGUGUGCUUGCACACCAGCGACGUGCCCCUCGCGCACAUAAACUUGCUCCGGCUUUUCUGGGACUGCCGGCUGGUUGAUCAUGUCCAGGUGUCUGCUGCUAGCCGGCUCAGUACCGACGAUAAAGUCGAAGAGUCGCGAUUCUCCAACGUUUUCACCAAGCUGCGAGCGCUGGAGCAGACAGACUUUGAGAAGGUCUUGGUCAUGGAUAUCGACUUGCUUGUCGUAUCGAACAUCGACGAUUUGUUCGAGCUGCCUGCCCCUGCUGCCAUGAAGCGUGGCAUGAAUCGUGGAAGGUGGCCCUACAAGCACGGGGACGACCUGGACGGGGGCACCUUCUUCAGCGGGCGCGAGCCCGGGCAGCUGCACUCCUGGGGCCAAGGCACCGGGAUCAACGCCGGGGUCAUGCUGCUGGCGCCCAGCGCGCCGGACUUUGCCCAGAUGCAGGAGGAGCUGCUGGAACCGUACCACCCAGCUCACGCGCGUGGGAACGGCCCUGAGCAGGACUACCUGAGCCGAUUCUAUGCUGACCGCCCUUGGAGGCACAUCUCCGUUGAGAACAACUUCCAGGUGCAUCACAUGUACAACGCGCUGCACCCCUUGCUUGAUGACGCCGAGCGCCUGGUGGUGAGUCGCUCCUUCGAGAGCAUCCGGGUCAUCCACUACUCGGGGGAUGCCGGGGUAAAGCCGUGGACGCGGUGCCUGCAAAAGACCCACGGGUGGCCAAGCCGGGAUCAGGAUGAGCAGUACAUGGAGGAUUUUCUCAACGACUAUCACUCGUACCUCCUGUGGGUGAAGAAGGAGCGGGAGCGCUGGACACGAAUGGAGAGGCAUAUGUUCGAAGAAUCCAGCCUCAAGGGGUUCAGCUUGGGCGAGGACGGCACCAUCUAUCAUGAGGACGAGAAUGGGAAGGUGCCGAAGGAGACGUCGCCCGAGGCCAUCACUGCUGCUUUGGACGCUACAAGGUAUUUCCUCAAGUCCUGGUUCGACAUGCUGGAGGCUGCCAACGCAGCGUUGCAGCGGGACUUGGUGGCUGAUCUGAGUUCAGGCACACACGACCCCCUGCAGAAGUUCGACCGAUGGCAGGGCCCGGCAGGCGCAGAUUUGGCUGCAGGCCAGCGCCGGACAGGUGACGUGCUGGAGGACACAGCCAGCAAGAACGAUGCGACUUGGAAGAACUUCCGGCCAACGCAACGCGCUUCAUCUCGGCCAGGACCGCGCCUUGGCCGGACCCAGUCAGGCAAGGAGCAAGGGGCAGCGCGCGGAGGUGAGCCACGCUGGGUGCCCAAAGGGGAAGAAGCUCGCUUGCAGGUGGUGGUGCUUUGCUGUGCAACUGAAGAUGAAACGUUCGUGCGGUUUGCUGGAGCGGAAUGGACGGAGGCUUUCAACAAGACAACUUCUGAUGAGGAGAUCCAAGGCAUUUAUGUGAAGGACAACGCCAGAGCUGUGCGGAAUUACUGCGGCGAGGAUGCCCUGCCAAUUCUGCAAGGAUGGGUCGCAGCCAUUGAGAAAGGCGAGUUUGUGCUUCUCGCAGCGGUUGAUGUAGAUGCCCAGCUGAUGCAGCAGGUGCUGCACAUCUUGACUGACUUGGGGCUGCCACGGACGUCGGUGCCGUCUAAGAUCCGGGCGGUGGCAGUGGCCGGUGUUGCAGGAGGAAGAUGGCAGGCCGAGCAGAACCUGGAGGGCGUGAAUCAGGUGAAGAUUUCGGAGAUCGAGGACCUCCCUGACAAGAGCCAAGCAAGUGCCAAAGGCGCCAUGGACACCAAAGCCGCGGCGGACGUCGCCCGCACCGUGAGUGCCCCUUCGACCAACUUUGUUCGCUUGCAGUCCUUCUUGAAUAAUAAGUAUGACGCGCCGGGAUGGAGAGGGCGACUUGAACGGCUCCUCAGAUCCACAAAGUACGAUGUGUGCACCGGCAUCAUCAUCAUUGUGGAUGUGGGCCUGAACUGGUAUGAUAUUGACCUCAGGGCGUCAGGCGUGGAGACCCCACCAUGGCAGGAAUGGGCUGCUUCAUUCUGCCUGGUUAUUUAUUCGGCGGAAAUGACUGCGUUCACAGUUUUGCGGGGCCGACGUGUCCUGCAUGACAUGGGGUUCCUUCUUGACCUCCUGAUUGUAGCAUCUGGCGUGGCACAGAUUAUUCUCGAGGCCGCGGGCAUAUCCGUGGACCAAUUUACCCUGCUGCGCGUGCUGCAGCUAGAUUGCAUUGAGAGGGUAGUCCGCAUCAUGCGGCUCUUCCGCUUGUUCCGCAAGUUUCGAAUGCUGAAGGAGCUCCGGAAGCUUCUCAAAAUGACUGGCCUUUGCUUCAAGACGCUGUGUUGGUCCUUUCUGUUCUGCUUCGUGAUCAUGACCUCCUGGGCGAUGCUGGCGGUGGAGUUGCUGAACCCACUAAUGCCUGACAUGGUCGAUCUUGGGAUUUGGCAGGAUUGCGAAUUCUGCGCGAAGUCGUUGCAGUCGGUCUUUUUCGCCAACCUGCUGAUUUUCAAGACCGUGGUGGCUGGUGACAGCUGGGGUGAUGUUGCUGUGCCCCUGAUUGAACACCAUCCCUGGCUGGCGACAGGUAUAUUUGUCGGCUCGCACCUCACUAUAGUCUUUGGAAUCUUGAACCUGGUGGUGGCUGUUGUUGUCGACACUUUUGCAGAACAGCGGAUGCGGGAUGUGACUUCCAUGGCCAUGGACAUGGAGGAAGAUGCAGAGGAUGACCUGAGAGCUCUUGACCGGAUGUUCCUUGAAAUUGACGCCAACCAGGAUGGGACGCUGACUUUCGAUGAGCUUCUUGAAGGAGCCCGCAGGGUCCGGGAGUUUCAGAAUCGCCUGCGUGUAAUGGACAUUGACCAGAAUGAUUUGGAGCAGCUGUUUCUCAUGCUUGAUCAUGACGGCGGCGGGACCAUCGAUCCUGACGAGUUCAAGAAGACUCUCUCUAGAUGGGCCUUUGACUCCAAGACCGCCACGCGGUUUGUGCGCUACAACCUUCAGCAGCUGAUGACUGAGCACAGCAACGCUGCAGAGAAGAUAGCGCAGAUGGAAUCCAGGUUGGAAUCUGCGAUCAGCGCCACAGAGCGUCGAGUCAGCCAGCGGAAGAAGUCCACAAGACGCAAGCGGAAAUCCAGACCUGCCGGCCCGCCUGAGUGA
Molecule: messenger RNA, 5224 nt
Organism: Effrenium voratum
Lineage: Eukaryota; Dinophyceae; Suessiales; Symbiodiniaceae
Source: the annotation of a GenBank genome assembly